AUGGGCCUGAUCCCCCGCAGAGCGAAUGGUGUGGAACUGCGUGGGCGAGCUGCUGCUCAGUAUUCCAGUCAUGGCUCGUUUGCAUCGAGAACCGUCCAGGCCAGUCCAGUAUGAUUAGUUGACCACUGUAGUGUGGAGUUGCACCCUAUUAUCAUUAAAUGGUGCUUGUCAUGAAGUCAUACACUCCUCCCUGUCUCUCUAAUUACACCCCCACUGCUGGGCUCAUAGCAAUUACGGCCUGCCGCCAGAAGGCUUCAUCGUUUAUUAGGCACAGAAGAUAACGGACACAACAACAACAAUAACAGUCAAAAAGCAGAAUUCUUCAUAUUUAUGCCAAACAGCAACAACAACAACGUAUCCCAUCAGAACAUUAUCCUGAUGUCAUUACAUGGAGGAACCAAAGGUGUGUUUUUAUAGUAGUAACCAAAGGAGAGAUGAAUCCCAGAACAAGAGAAACAUGAAGAUGUGUUUUGACAUGGUGAGAAGAGAGGCAUCAGGUGUCUUUCUCUGAUUUUUAACUGGUUCAUUACUUCAGCAAUAAGGAAAAUACAUACAGUAAGUGAACAAUUUAUACACAGCUCUGGAGCCAAAUUUGUUUUCAAUCACUAAUUAAUCUUUAUCCACACAGGAGGAGUAACUACAUGAGGUGCAUAGAUUAUAAGAACAAACCAUAACUAUAUCUUAACACUCUCUUUAAAUAUCUGAAUGCCCAAAAGUUCCUCCUUUUCUAAGUUACUGUCAUCCCACCUCUAAAAACCAUAGACUGUAUAUAUUAUGGACAACUUGGUUCCGCCUCCCGCCUGUAUACGGAUUUGAAGCCAAAUAGCUCUCGGUAUUUCCGAGAUUUUUCUUCAUUUCCUAAAACCAGCGCUGCGCAGUAGCAAUGCGCGCAUUCAGCCGUGCAGUCGCCGAGAGUCGCUGUGAUGAUGCUCGCCUCAAACGGCGUAUCCCCCCGGAACAGCUACACAAUCGCUGAACGCCCAUAGGCUGUAUCAGGUGUCAAUCAUAGAAAACAUGAACCCCCACCAAUAACUUUUAAAAACAGUGCUAAACAGAAAAAAGAGGACUUGAGCACAAACCAGUCUUACAAUAACUGUAUGUCAACAUCACAACCAGGGGGGAGAAAAAUGUAUGUUCUGUGUCAUUAAUUUCUCAAGUUUGUCCACAGCCCCAUAAGCUUUGCUGGCGGAGGUGGGAUUUAUGACCUAUACUGCAGCCAGUCAACAGAGGGUGCUGUUCUUUGAGUGGCUUCACCCAGCAGGGAGGCAGACUCUGUCCAUUCUUUAUACAGUCUAUGCUAAAGACCAGAGAACCAUAAACCAGUUUAUUCAGUCUGUAAGAGACUGAGCAACCAGGCGUAGAACAAAGGUGUGGAAAAAGAUCUUGAUCCUUUUAAUUUUACUCAAAAAAAGCAGAAAUGAAUAACAAAAUAUAAGUGAUGUGUCCUUUCGUGCCGAGGCUUCAAAGCAUGUGUCGAGUAGUUAAGGGGGCGUGUAUCGAGGCUUGGUUCAUAUAGGGGCGGAGCCAAAAAUUGAUGACGUCUGAAGCCUUGCUGUCUGGCUGUACCACAUAACUGAUUCAAGAAACGGUUCGCAGGUUUGUUGUAUGAUUUAACAGGCAGCGAAACGCAACGGAGUCCUCCCCCACUCACACUCCAUAGACUCGAGACUUGUUGAAAAGUUGUUUUUAAAUACGAACAAAUGAAAUGUUUAUGUUUUAUUUGUUGUCCCCGUAACAAAAGUACAAACAACAAACUAAGUAACACUGGCACAUUCACAUCACAACCCUCUCCAUAAUUUAUUGAGUUUAUUGUAUCACAAUCUCAUGGCAUCACAUUCAUUCAUUUAUUCAAUUCAAAGCUUCGCGCACCAAAGCCUCGGGGUGUCUUUAAUAAUCACUCUGCCUGUUUUACAUUUAUAGUCCACUUGAUGGUCCAGUAGAGCAAAUGAAGCACAAUAACGAAGCUUCAGCCCAGAACUCGAGCAAUUGGAUGGAAAGCUUUGAUGCUUCAAGAGGCUUCAUCUAGCCAUCACUACAAAAUAUCCAACUUAAUGUGGUAGAAAAUCAACAAAAUCUGGGCCCACACUAAAAGAGGUCAACUUAGCAAAAAAAAGAACUAAAGUUACAACCUAACAAACAUAAUCAAACAGACCGACUAAGUGAUACGCGUCAGGGGUUUAAAUAGAUAAAGGACGAGUCCAACAUAAACACAAGGGGGAAACUAAGGUGACUAUAAACUAAACAUCUAACAAACUCAGAAAAACACCAUCAAAUUAUCCAAACCAUCUGUUUACAGAAAAAAACCUUAAUACUGUGCACUGACUGAAAGAAUAAAGACAAAAGUUUUAUAAAGAAUCAAAAGUCCAAGCUCCUCCUUGCUUCCCCCUUGAUGGUCUGUCCCACUUCCUGUGGGUCGGCUUAAGAGGCCAUCUUGGAGCUACAGACAGCUUUUUGUCAGGUCAGCUCAAACAAAGACAAACAAAAAGGUAAGUAUUGUUCAAGCUCAAACUCAAAUUAAAUCAUGAUGUAGAAAAUUAAACCAAGUGACAGUUUGUUAACUAAAUUGUUUGCACCCAAAUUAGAAAACAACUGCAAUAAAUGCAAUAAAAGUGAAUUUAUCUCAACAAAAAAAGUAUGUAAUGUAAAUUUUUUAAAAACAAAUUUACUGUGUUAAAACCUAAAGACAAAGAAAUAUGAACACAAAGUGGGGGUUGAGGCCACCACACAGUCAAACAAAUGCUGUUUUCUGACAUUGUGGAUGUUGAGGAAUUGUUUCCACUAUUGGCGCCAAUCAGAGAAGUUACAGUAAGACAAAUAUUUGGUUGUUUUAUACUUUCAUGAAAAAAAAAACGAGUGCUAGUGUUUGGCAAAAAAUAUUUCAGUGAAAGGUUGAAAAGUUAAGCGUGCUGCUUAGAAAAAAAGAAAGGAACCAAGAAUGAACGGUUACCAUGCAGAGAUCUCAUCAUUAAAAUCUUUAUGUGUAACUCUGUAAAAUGAAAACUCACCAUGACUGACUAGUUCUGAGCUGUAGUAGGAAGAGGCUGUAUGCCUAUGAUGGCUACUUUAUUCAGUGUUAAAAUGAUAACUGUAAAGAAAGGCUUAAAUUUCUGCAGUUUAACAGCUGAAUGAUAAGGGUACACACCUUUAGCAGUAUUUGAGCUUCAUAACCCGAGCCUGAUGUCAGAGGAAAAUGCUUGCGGUGAGUCUGGGCUGUGAAGUGCAAGAUUCAAGAUAAAGCUCAGCUGUGGUUUUUGUGUUUUAAUCUGUUUGAAAGUGAAAAUGGUGGGAGAUUAAAAUCAGCUAUCACCAGCUUUUAACAUUUCUCUGUCCAGUUGACAGGAGCACACUGGUUUGAAUUAUAAGGAAUUAUAAUUAGAUAAGGCUAGGUAGUAAAUUGUAUUUGCAGUGCUAUUAAGAGCUUUUAGGUUUAUUUACAUUAAGUAAGCUAGCAGACAGAUUUAAUCAGGCAAAUCCAUCUGGAUAAAUACUGUUAGAAAGUUUUAAGCCCUCUGAGAUUCAUUGUAUGAAUGGUACAAACAUAAAGUCUGACAUGAAGUCAGCCUGGUCAGAUAUGAUCUCUCACCGUAUCUGGAGUUGAGUGGUUGUCAGAGGAAACCAGAGGUUUUGGUUUUACAAACCACACUGUGUGAGGCCUUUAAAAAAAAAAAAAAGAUGCUAUUGCGACAUGGUCUGCUGCUCACAGUUAUCUCUGCCUUUUUUAUCUGAUCUGAGAGGUUUCUCCUGACUCCCAUGCUGCGAAGCGGACAUCGUCAUGGUGGGAAUAAGAGGAGGCAAAGAAAAUAACAUUGAGCCAAGGUACACACUCACAUUCUGCUUACCCUGUGUGCUUGUGAGAGGUUUCUUGGAAAGCAUUUGUCCUUCUACAAUAAGGUCUCCCAACAAGCUUUUUAUGCUUUCCUGGAAACAGGCAACUCCAAAUAAUCACUCGCCGGUGAGCUGAGGUAAUAUCAGACGGUGAAAGAGCAGCUAAGAAGCCUGAUGGAGCUGGUGGGGGUCUGACAGAGGAGGGUGGCAAACAGGAUGGCGCGGGAGGUGGUUUUUGCUGAUAAAGAAAGGAAAAGAGUCGAUUGUCCGCUCCGCUCUGGCUCUGAUGGCGCUGGAUGCCAUUAAGAUAAGGAGGAUUAGACCUGCCACAUGGCUGUCCAAGUCGCUACAACCUGAGGGACAGGUGAAAAAAAAACACAUCCAGGAGGGUUUGUUGUCACUUCACCUUUCAGAGACCAAAGGGACUGAUCCAUGUGAGAUUGAUUAUUUAAUAGGAUAUUGUCUGGAUUAAAGGCAAUCAAAUAAAACAACAGUUCUAACUCACUAGCAGCUGUUUAUCUUUACAAACAGACAAAUCUCUAACAUUUUAAUCAGCAGGAAUCAAUGGUUGUGCUUUGAAGUCUCACUCCGAUAGUUUUUUUUUACUACUUAAAGUGUUCUCAGUGGUCUUUAAAUUGUGAUUAUGAAGUUUUUACCAAAAAUCCUGUUACCUGUGUAAUUUGCAAGGGCUUUUCUUCUGCAGAGCUCCAGUAGAUCAUUCGCAAUUCGCGUCUUAGUCGCAGGCGGAGACAGCGCUGCUCUGUACACUCCUCUUCACACGCCCCUUCACGUUAGCUUGCAGCCUAACAUUGCUGGUGUAGUAUAAGUGGCAGGUAACAUAGGAGUUAUUCAGCUCUCAGACACUAAUGUCUUUAGGAACAUGAUGAAAGUUAAUAUCAUAAUUAGCUUUCUUACAAUCAUUGUAAUCCGCUAACACACAUGCUUGUUUCACAAUUGUCCUCUGUCUGCAGAGUGUGGCCUCCAUAGUGGGGCUCCGGGGGCGGAGCUUGGAUUGGUUACAUAUGAAAUCUCACUGUUUCUAAACCUGCUGUUUGGGUUUGCCAUAGAUUCUCAGCAAUUUGAAUGAAGAAAUACUCAGAAAUGCAAUUUUGCAUUUAGUUUUCUCAUGAUAUGUCAUCAGAAUAUGCAAUAUGAACAUGUAACCAAUUCCUCCACUGUUUUGUCUGCUGAUAAUGCCACAAUAAUUUUACCUCAUAGUGACUCACACACCCUAGUAAACAAUACAAACGAGGAAUUGGUGAGAGUUACAAGAUAGUUUAAACUUGAUAAGCUCACAAUGGAUAUUAAAAAGUAAUGUUUCAUUAUAUUUGCAGGGAGAGGCAGGAAGUACAGUGUUAGAGGAGGAAAUGAAACAUGCAAUCUCUCUCAUAUUGUUCAUUAACUUUAUAUGAGUCUGUGAUUAAUCUCUAUUUGAUUGAUGCUAAUAUUGUUUGGGCAACAUUGAGAAACUUCAUGUUUUCUCUAAAUGGUCCAAGGAAAUUUCCCCUUAAAAACUGAACAUUCAGUGAGUGUACAACAUACAUAUUAAUCGGAUAUAUUUUUGUUUUUGUGUACAACUAUAUAUUCUUACUGUUUUUGUACUAUCACAUAGAAACGUUCACCAGCUGAAUUCUCUGAUUCAUUCACAUGGAUCUUCAUCUUCCUCAUUAUAAACCAAAUAUGCUCAGAUUCCCCUCUGAUAUGCCAAAAGUCACUUCAUUAACAGCUCCCCUCCCCAUCUUUAGAAGUUUUAAAAGGAGAUUUUUUAUCACAUCUCAAUCGUAGAGUCUUCUUUUCCUGUUUUCUUCAUCAACUCCAAAUUGGCUUUUAUAGAUAUUUGUAUGUUCUUUAUCACCCUCUCAUGUUUUGUAAUGUUUAUCUAAAAUUGUGUUGUUAAUUUUUUAUCACUGUGUUGUUUUUUUUAAUCUAUUUAUGGAGAAAGGUUUGGUCCCUUGGAUGAUCCCGCUGGCUUCUUGACCUCACCUGACACAUUAUUUACUUUUUAUUAUUUGCCAUUAUCAAUUUAAGGGUAACACUUUACUUGACGCCUAUCUCCAUAACACAUUCUAAAUAUAUUUAGAAUGUGUUAAAAUCAUGUUGUAGCACUGUAUAAGUAAACACUUAUAAAUGAUCAUAAUGCUUUAUAGCAAUAAUCAUAACACAUAAAGCAUUGUAUCAUGACUUACAAGGUCAGGUAUUAUAAUGUGUUAUAACUGUUAUAACAACAGUUGCAUUAUCUAUGUGGGCAUUGUCAGUGAGUUGUUAACAGUUAUAACAUAUAAUAAUACCUGACCUUGUGAGUCAUGAUAAAAUGCUUUAUAAUGUGUUAUUAUUAUUGCUAUAAAGCAUUAUGAGCAUUUAUAUCUAUAGUUAUACAGUGCUAUAACGUGAUUUUAACGCAUUAUACAUAUAUUCAUAAUGCAUUAUAGAGAUAGACGUCAAGUAAAGUGUUACCACUUUAAGAUUUAAUUUAAGAUUUAACUCGAUUGAGUGGUUAAAACAGCUACAGGAUAAAAACAUUGCUUAUGGAGAAUCAGUGAAAAACUAAGUGAGUCCUGAGAGGAGAUUUAAGAGAUGAAAGGAAGUUUGUUAAAGCCUGAUAGUCUCCUACCUUGUGCGCAGCCGAGGGGCCCAGACUGCAUGUCCAGAUUUCAGCACCAUUAGAGCAGUCUGCAGGAAGAUCUCUACCUUUCAUCUGUUUAAAAGAAACUCUGAGGAUUACAGGUAUAGACUCCAGCCUGACAACAUGAGGCUUAGAAAAUAACAACAUAAUCAAUGCUUAAGCUCACAGGUAACCAAUUAGGAGCUGCAACAACUAGUUAUUUAAGAAAGUGUGAAAAGCCUGGAAGCACUGCUAUGGAAAAGUUUCAGCAUCUGUGUGGUCUGUUGAUACCAAGUGUUAUGCAAUAGUUGAGUCUGGAGGAGAUAAAAGCAUGGAUGACCUUUUAAAACGUGCAGAAAAGAGAGUGGUACCAGGCUUUGAAAGACCUACCACACUGGUGUUCUGUUUAUGCACACACGUGUUUGCCUCUGGCUAAUCGUGCAUUACACACUAUGACAUCUAACUUACGUCAAAUUGUGCCUGAUAACGGUCCUCAAAUAAAUAAUCUGAGAUGAAUUGCACACUUGUUUAUUUUUACUAGAACUAUCUCCGCAGUGGAUGAGACACGUUUGAGAGCAUCAAAGUUUGUUUGGCUUCUUUUCAAACCACAAAAGGUUAUCAUUCGGCCCUCACUACACUCAACCUCUUUGACUACAUUUCAGUGAACUUUGUUCAGUUCUUUAUCAGUUUAACAUAAUAUUUAAUGAAAGAAACUAUUUAUUGUUCGUGUUCUAUAAAACAGUUGAAAUCAAAGGAUGAUCUGACUACGUUUAGCUUGUUACUAGGGCUGGGCGAUAUGGGAAAAAGUUUAUCAUGAUAUAUAUUUUUUCAUUUCUGUCGAUAUUUAUAUAAAUCACAAUAUAAAAAAUUAAAUUUGACAGUGCUUAUUGGUGGCAUUUCUUUUGGAAUACAAUAAGCUACUGCAUCUGUGAGGUCUUUGUGUCUCUUUGACGUUUUGUCAUAAGGCGUUGCGCUAGAGGUGAGCCCUACUUGUUACACUGUUGUGAGGGGCCUUGGAAAAAGCAAAUUUAAAGGAGUAAGCGCAACACGUAUUUACGUAAAAAAAAAAAAGUACACAUUCAUUGUAGAUCUCUCCUUCUUAAAGGCAUUCUUUCCUACUUUUCUCUAAAGAAUUAUACAUGGAAACCAUCUGGUUUUGCUUGAAUAAAAGUGAGAAGAGAAGCAUCGAAGAUUUCCCCAGCAACCCCAGCAGCAGCAGUCGUCUUUGUCCCUACCAUUAUACCUAGAAACGGUGAUCUAAUGGAUGCUGAUUUACGAGACGAGGGCGGGCACCAUGAGGUCUGCUUCAGGUUCGGUUCCUCUAAGUUAGUCAGCAGUGGGACCUCAUAUUGUGUCUUUAAUGUCACUGCUGUGCUUAAUGACCUGUGUGCUGCACUGACGCCUAUUAAACACAUGCAGUAAAUCAGCAGAGGGGGAACAUGCCAGUUAAUCACAGGCUUUGUUUCAGGCCGAGGGGAGACAAUGAAUCUCGCUGAGCGCCACCAAGCUGACAGAGAGUGUGUUAGGACAACUUGCACCGUCACGUAAGACAGCGUUAAACGACAGUCAGUGCCACUAUUUCAUUCAGGCGCUACUGCAGGCUUAUAUAACCGAGUCUGUGGCAUUGUUAGUGUUUACAAAAAGGGACAAAUGCAAGAUGGUAUCACCUCAUUACAAAAGUCACAAUAAAAUAGCGUCUUAGUCAAAAGCACUGCAAUUAAAAAUUCAAAUAUUCUGUUCCGGUUAAGCUGACUGUCAGUUUAAUCCGACAUGUUGUAAUUAAAACAGAAAAGUGAAUGCAAAGCAGUGAUUAUGACUUUUGUCAGGCUGCAGGCUUGGCAAGAUAUAUCAGACACAAACCUGAAAAAUAAUGGUUUAAAAGCUUUACAUUAAAAGAUCGAUGUAUUUAUCCAGCAGGAAAUAGAGCAAGAUGUUGUAACAUCCUUUGUUGCAGCCAAAGAAAAUAACACAUUACGCAACUAGUCAUUUGAUAACAAUUUUGGUUAUGAGACGUCUUUUUUUUUUUUAAACAGAAAUAACCAAACCAUCAUCUUGAAAAAGCAAACCUCCCGUCUUCCUUUUUUUUUUUUUUCUCCUCGAGUUCCCAAGCGCACAUUUCAUCUUCAGCCACAAGCUUUUAGCAAAGUUGAGCAGCCUUCUCCAUCAAAUACGUACAGUAGCAUUCAUCAUCAAAAGCCUAAUUAAAAAGCUUUCAAGCUUGUUUUUUCAGACCCACUAAUCACAGAGACAUAACAAUAUUCAUUUACAGCCUGCGCCCGAACAAGAAUACACCGGCUCGCAGCAAAAUAAAUCUGAAAUAAUCAAAUCUGAGGCCCCCCCUGCUUAAAACAUAAUGACAAACAAAAACCAGAGGUAUUUUCUGCAAUCGAGUCUGUAACAUGCAGGAUUCAGACUGCAGGGGAAUAAAGAUGUGAUGAGUGCAAGCAACUUGUUAAGCAUUAUAUAAUGACCAUGGCAGACGAGGAAAAAGCUACACAUUGAAUGACAAGAAAAUCUCAGAGAGGCUCCCAUCCACCAUGUAAAAGCUCAGAUCUCCAUUAUUUCUAAUGAACCUGAGUUAUCGGUCAUACACAGAGGCCCCUCUGCGAAAGAUCACGCAGCUUCUCUCUGGAAAGUCAGAUGCACACAUUUUAUUUUCAAUCUGAUUUCACGGCUCUUUGCUGCAUUCAGUCACAUGUAUGGAUGCAUGAGUCUCCUGCUGGCAGAGCACCUAUCUCCACCAUCCGCACAGGGUGAUGUCAUAGUUCAGAGGGACGGGGAAGAAAAAACACUUUUGUGCUCGAUUACACCAGCUUCCUUUCUGGCCUUUUCUGACAUGUGAGAGGAAGAUCUCUGGACUUUUCGUCCUCUGGAGAAACAAGUAGACCUUCAACAGUCCUUAAAGUCAGCAAAAACAGGGGUCUUACUUUUAAAAUAAGAGUGAAGAGUAAGAUGCAUGCCAUGUUGUAAUUCAAUAGUGAUUAAUGACAAAUCUUUUUGGUAAAAAUUUAAAAACAGUUCAUUAAAAAAGAAGAUAAAUGAGUAAAGCCAGUACCACGUGCAUUUUUUCCAGUACAAAAAAUUACGUAAUGAAAGAGUGUUAUCAUCUUUUCUUCACAUUUUACAGCCUGGUCAAAAGAGAACAAGGACUACCCUUAAUAAACUAAACAUAUUACUUAAAUUAAACAAAACUGCAAUCAGGACUAAUCCUACCAACUCAGAUGACUCAACUCUGGCACUGCCGUUACAUACAUUGAGUUACCUUUUCUAUCAUAUUCAUAAAUGGUGUUGUUUUGCAGUGGCUCCACUGACACCUACCCCCUCAUGACAGUUUCAGACAUUAAAACUCCAAGAUAAAAAUGGCCAAUUUUGUCAUGGAUGGUCUUGUUUGCUUUUGUUAAUCAUAAAAAGGCUUUAACAUAAACUUCAGUCUAUUUCUUAAAUGUCAAAAAAAUCCUCACAGGAGCUUUAAAUUAUAACUAAGUUCUUUUUUUUUGGUACAGAUGCCAACCAGAACCAUUUAAGGUUAGUUGAUUAAAAGAGUCUUUGUUUGGGGUCUGCUCAUUUUCAGAGGCUUCCUCCACUGUUGCCUUUAUCUACAAAAUUAUGUCUAUUGAAAAUGACAACUAUGAAAUAAAGCCAUAUGUUUUAGACCCCAUACUUGACCCUGGAAAGUUUGGAAAGAGAAUGACAAGAAAAUCUCCAGUAACAAAGAACAGAGCAGGAUGUUUCUGUUUCAUAUGUUUGAUAAUCAGUACGCUCUUUAAAGGUUCACAGGUUCCUCAGACAUCACAAGUCAAGAGAGUCACUCCAACAGAUAUUUACCCCACUUUAGUUCUGACAUUGUUUUUAGAAAAUGAAAUACCACCUCUUCAAAAUUAGUUGUACAAAAGUUGCUCAAAAAGAAGCAAGAUGAUUUCUACCAGCAGGAAAAAUCAACAAAAAAACAAGAGCACUCUCGAUAAAUAAAUUGAAUAUAUUUUUUCCUGUCUUUAAGUGAAGAUAUUCGAUUCGUUUUAGAGUUGUAACACUUGCUUGUGACCAGCCUGUAAAGUGCAAAGUGGAGAAAGAUGUUAGCAUGCAAAAAGGUUUGCUUCCUGUUUUUGUAAUAUUGUGUAAACACACCAAAAAACAUCAGGCAGUUGAGAGUGGUGCAGUUUUUAGCCGUGCCUCUGACUAUUCACCCUGAAUAUCCACGUUAAAAGAGUAUAAUAAUAUCUGUGACCCUGGAAGUCACAUUCAAUUUUCAGAGAUGAUUAAAAUAAAUGAAAUUACACCUGAUCCAAAAUGCUCAGUCACCACAGUGAGUACAUGAGAGGAACCAUCCUCUCUGCUAAAUAAAAUCUAUAAAUAAAUGAUUAACUCAGUAGCAAACCUCAGCUCCCUGCUGUGAUGCGCUCUGUCAGUCAUGUUGUUGAUAAAUCACAGCGAGGUGUCUCUUCAAGAUUCCUCUUUAGUGAGUUUAAAUGGUCUCACACAGGGAUCUUUAAGUGUAUCUUAAAUGCGUUUUAUAUUUUAGUUUAGCUCCGCUUUAAAUUUUUUGAAGUCUCAGUUUGUCUCUGGACAGCAGGACCACCUGAGGAGCAGGGCGUCUGUGAGCAUCAGCCAAACACACACCGUGGCCCCACUUCCUCUUUAUUAGCAGCUAAUUAGCGUGGUUAAUCAGGCUGAUAAUGAGCCUGGGCACCAUGCCAUUUCAAUCUGACACCAGGGCCAGGGUUCAGAUCCACAGCGGGUGAGCACACUAUGGGCACCUGAGAUCUCCCUGAAGGUGAGUCCUCCAGGUCACAGGAGUAGAAAGGAAAGAAAACAGCCAUACAUGGGUUUAAAUCGUGUACCUUUGUGGCUGUGAAAAGGGGUUUAGAGACUCUGUUGUCAGUCUGUAGGGGGUUUAAAAGCUUUCCUAAUUUUUCCACUCUUUUCACCUGGAGGAAAAAGAUGCAGACGCUCGCUGCGGCACAUCCUCUUGACCCCUUUAGACACAUUUCAUAACCCUAAUCACCGCCUCAUAACACGAACGUCCCUGAUUUUUUUCUUAUCACAGGGCUGUAAUCGAAAACAAUCCGGUGCUAUAACCUCCCAUCUGCCUCCCCUGCUCUCUCCUCUCACCCCUCCUUCCAUCUCUAUCUCUCUCCCCCUCUCCCUCUCCCUCUCUCUCUCUCUCUCUCUCUCUCUGCUGCCUCACUCAUUCCCCGAGCAGCACAGCGAGCUGGAUAAACGUCUCCUUCAGCCCCGCAGCACACAGACUCAUUUCUCCUCACACCAGCUCUGAGUGGAUGCUCAGCAGGGGUGUGUGAGAUAUUAGCACACUGUGGGAGGGGGGGAGGGAACUCCUCAGGGACUUCUGCCAUCCACAUACAACAAAGGUAAGCCUGUGGAUUUCUUAUAGAUAAGAUUCUUGCUCGCCGCUAAGUAUCAAAGUGAAGUUGAACUGCAGCUUUCAGACAUCACAAAUGUCAGAUUGUCAGGAGGCCUAAGAAAAACUUCUAAAAGUGCUUUGUGUGAUUUGCACAGAUUUGACCUUUUUGGACAUUUAUACUCAGGAAUAUUGGAUACUUGUGUCAACAGGAAGUGUGCGUAUUGUUGUCAGCCUGACCCACAUGAGUUUAAUCCUUAUUUGUCUGCAAGUUUACAGAAGAACAGUGCCGGUCAGUGAGCUCAGCCACAUGUAAUCCUAAAACCUGAAAAUAUUCAGUGCAGAUUAGCCUCACUGGUAGACAAAGUGUUUUAUGUGUUGACACACUGACCUGUUAGAGGAUCAGAACUUUGUUUUAAACAUCCUUUAACAUGUGUACUUAAAUGUUUGUCCUGCUCAGACAUGAAGUGGUGGGCAUAUGUUGAGAAAUUUCCAGCAAAAUGAGGAUGUAAAAAGUGAAAAAUGUCACUCUAAAGCUUGACAUCCAUAAUCUAACUCCAAAUCCAAACAGGAUCAGUAGCUUUACAUUAAGUUUGAAAAAAAAGAUGCAUUAUUCAACUUGUAUCCUUUAAAGGUUCUGGUCUUGACUUGAAAGUUUGCAGCGCUGAUUUGACCUCAAAUAUCUCCUUAAAAAAGUGCUCCAGCUCAGUGUCCCUGCAACUGGAUUUGUUGUCUUUUUUUUGUAUGGAUGCACAUUUGCAGCAUGUGUUGUUUGUAUUGAUAGUUACUGUAAUGUUUUAAUGAAAUCGCCUUAGUCAGAUCUCUAGCUGUGUGAACCAAUCAUCUGCAGAGGCCUGCUGAGCCGCACUGAGAUGCUGUUGGAAAGAAGCACAUUCCCUCUGUCGCUGCAGCUUUUUGUUCUGCUGUUUUAGUUCAUAAAAAUGGAAAUAGACUCUUAGGGCUGACUGGCACCCUACAUGGGGAUUUUAUUUUGCCCUGGGUUUUGUCUGCCAGGCCACACGGAGGUAGUUCUCACUAGUUAAGAGGAAAGAUCUCCAAACAACGCUCAGCACGGAAAACAGAACCACUCACUUGACAUUGUCCAUAUGUGCAGAUAGACUGUCUUCAUUAUCAGAAGAUUGAAUUAGCUCAAAUUUAACAUGUCAUUUUUCUUACUUCACUGCAGUUCAUGUUACAUAAUCCUUCAUUUGUGACUCAUCUCUUUGUGUUGCAAACAGGUCUUCAUGUAACUCUAUCGCAACUAUAUUCCAGAUCUGUGAUUUUCCAUCUGCUGAGAUGAAUGUCAAACUAUUUAGCAUAUUAAUUUUAGAUAUUGAGAAGUCUUUAGAAACACGAUGAACUGCUUGAUACGCCUCACUACAUUUUUUCUACUUUAUAUUAUUUUCAUUUGACGUUACAAAGAGAGAUAUACGUGUCUGAGUUACUAAAAAAAAACAGAAUCUUGACAAGAAAUCAAACAAGAGUAAAUGCUUCAAUGUUUGUUUGUUAACGAUAAAUCUGUAAAGCUUUUGUUGUUCAAUAAUAAUGAAUAUUGAUGUACUUUAUUGGGGGCAAUUUGACAGUUUUUUGGGGGGUUUAUCUGUUUCAGUCCAGGGAACUAAGUGCAAAAACAUCAUACUUAGUUUCAGAGACUGACUUUCUUUGUAAUCAAGAACCGUUUCACAAGGAAGAGAACAGUUUACAGUAUUUCUUGAUUUAUUUGUGGUUUAUUUGAAUAAAAAUUGUACUAAUUCCUGCUUUUUUUCAGUCAAAAAGACUGACUGAGUGGGUUCAUGAGUGGGUUCUCUGCAGCGGUCAUGGGUUCGAGUCUGGCCCUGUCCAUGUGCUGCAUGUCCUCCCCCCUCUCUCUUUCUCUAUCUAACCAUAUUUCCACACUGUCCUUUCCAUAAAGGCAAAAAUCACCCCAAAAAUACUCAUAAAAAAAGAGUGGCAGCACAGCAAUCUGCUGACAUUUAAAGUUGUUCAUUUCUCACUUUAAGACAACUAAUCUUGUACCGACACAGCCGAGUGCCAAUAUUCCACAUUUUUUCCAUAAAAUUGAGGCUCGACUUUAAUGCAGUUGAACAGGAUUUGGCCUCAGAAGCCGUCUCUGUCCAGUCGUAAGCUCUAACAAGCCCCUGCCCGCUCUUCAUCACUGUAGAGCCAGAUAUGUGCCCAUGAGUAUUCAUCAGGCAGGGCUAAUGGGCCACAGCAGUGUGAUUUACAGCGCAGCCUCUGUCAAACCUAAUGAUAGGGCAAUGGGGCUGGUUAUGGAGAAACAGGUGCUGCGCAGUGAAUAGAUGCAAAGCAAUGCUACUGAAAGCCACGGGUGAUUGUGGUUUUGUCCCCUGCACAAAUGCUCAUUUGCAAUAUUGUGUUCACACAUACAUAAUUAUUGUGCAUAGAAAUUGGCUUUCUGGAAGCACAGCUAGGGACCCGGUGUGUGUGCAUGUGUAUGUGUGUUUGUUGGAAGUAGAUAUUUAAACCUACAAUGGUCACAGAAAGUACAUUUAAUGGUUAAUGACAUUGUCCAUGGAUUAAUGUCACAUUCAAUGAAUGCUCUGCCCAAAACUUUAUGAACAACAGAUGGAGCUUAAUAACAAGUAAUGUCAUAAAUAAACUUAAAUACUCUGGACACCAUGUACUUCAUAUUCUCAGGUAAUUAAAACAGGUGGGCUGAGCCCUGGAGAGUUGUUAUAAUUAUAGUAAACCAAUCAUUUUAAUAACCAAGGCAUCAUAUGUUGUUAGGACUGGACCAUAUGGAGGGCAAAAAUGGGAGAAUGAGAGAAUGUUAUCGAAUUUAGUGGACGCCAUAAAAUAGUGAAAUAUAGGGUGAGUACAGUAGAACUUAAAGCUACUAUAAGGAUUUUUUGUAUGUUUCUGAAAUAGACUGAAAUUCAUGUUAUUUUCAUUUUGAGGCAGCCAAAAGUGAAGAAGACCAUCAGCGACGAGAUUUAAGAUUUUUAUUUUGUUUAUUUUUCUCAUUUUUAAUAUUUGGAUACAAACUCCACAAAAAAACAAACAAACAAAAAAAAAUCAUAAAUUGGCCAUCAAGCAGAAACAAAUAUGAAUUAAACUAUACACAUAAAAACAGAUAAGGAUGAGAACAUUUUUUUUAUUUUUUACACCUGAAAACAAUGUGAGGAGGUAGGUGUCAGCCAAACAGCUGAAGAAACAGCCCUUUUUUUCCCAUAUGAAAUAAAUACAGUUAAUGAUACAUUUGACUGUCAAAUGUCAGCAGGAUAAGAUUUUAAAAAAGAUUAAACUUAGUUACGCAUGUAAAGAACAAGAUAAGUAAAGACCGCUUUGUCUGCAGGAGAUUGACAAAAUUGACACGCACUGAAGGUUCCUCACAGGAGCUUUAAAAAUAUCCAAAACUGUGUAUGGCAAAGACAUGAGAUGGUGUGAAAAAAGGAAAAAGUAUUUUGUGAGAAAUAAAUCUUAGUUUAAGUGGUGGAUUAGUCACAGCAAGAAGGUUCAAAUCCCCAGCCGGGCAUUGGCCUUUCUGUAAGGGGCAUUUUCCCUCUUUGCACGCUCUUUCCAGGUACUCAAGCUUCCUCCCACAAUCCAGUGACAGGUCCAUUAGGGUAAUCGGCCAUUCUUAAUUUCCAGUAGUGUGAUGGAGAUGGUUCCAGCAACCCUGCAACCUCCUGAAAAGAUAAAAAGCAAGAAAAUGGAUCAAUGAAAAGGACUCUGAAAAAUUAUUCUUGCACCCCAAGUUCGUGAUCCAACCCCAAUUUGGUCCUUUUGCUCUUGACAGAAUGAGCACUGACAAAAACUCUAUUGAAUUUCAAAGUUGAUUCUCCUUUUCAAGUCCUUUCAAAUGAAGAUCAGAGGGAUUUCAUUUUAAGCUUCUUACUUUAAAUCAAGAUUUUCAAAAGCUGUAUAAUGGGACAAUCCAGAGACAGCUCUGUGCAAGUUCAUAAAGCAGCGAUGUCAAGGCUGUAAAAAAGUUUUCCAAAACAUGUGCAUGAACAAUUUUUCAAAACAUGCAUGAGUGCAAACAUGCAACAAGACGCACAGUUUCACAAUUAUUCUCCUGUCACAGUUUCCUGUCAGUGGAGUUGUAGGUGUUCAGCAGUUGAAGCUCACUCACUGCAGGUCAGCUGGCACAGUUUUCCAAUAGAUCACUGCACAGCCCACACACACACACACACACACACACACACACACACACACACACACACACACACACACACACACACACACACACACACACACACACACACACAUAAAUACGCACACUGGUAGCUCUCUGCCUGGACCAUCCCACACUCACACGGUGUCUUUCCCACAGAGCCGGCAGUCAGGAGGAAUAUGGGCAAAUCCGAAAGCCAAAUGGAUAUCAUGGAGAAAUCGAGUAAACCUGGAAAGCGUCGUUGGACCGUUGCCGAGAUCGGUCUGUCCGUGCUGCUGCUGUUGGUCAGCUGUGCCUUGGCCGGGCUGGUGGUCCUCUACACGUCAGUUGUGAAAGGUAAAACGUCUCUGUCAGUCGGCUCAGUGAGGAAAAAUCUAGAUAUUACAGAUGGCAGCAGUAAUAACAAGUAUCUGUGUGGUCUUGUUUUUGCAAGCCGCAGUAGACACAUGAGGAGAUCUCAACUCUGGAGAAGCUUUCAGACAAGUUUAUACAAAACUGAUGCAUAAAUGUCAACGGAUAAACAAGUUUGGAUGUUAAAAUUAACCAUAAAAAUGUAGAGAAAAUACCCAAAGAAACCUAACCUUUGUGUAAGAAAUUUAAAACCUCUCGUGGACUUGCAAACACAAAAAUACACACCGCUAUUUCCAACAUAAUUCAGACUAAAUCUCUUUUUAAUGUGCCACAUGUCGUCUAAACGCUCAUUUGUUUCAUCCACUCCAGAACAAUACACCAGGACGAGUGUGUCAAAGAGCUCAACAAGUGAAGGUGAGCGUCGGUCACUCUAAUCCGGUAAACUGAAGUCAGGAUAAGCUGUGGGACAAGUGGGUUGGCAUGUGUCAUGUUGGAGGCUGCAUUUCUGAUAGUCACCCUGUAAUACUGUAAUUCCCUUUACUGCCUCAUCAGCAGAGCCGCACAAAAGUGAGCGGAGUCACUGCUGACAUAGACAUUGCUUGCCUUUUUCUCUUACACACACACACAGACUGUGCCGUGGAUCAAGGCUACACAGAAUUGAGUCGCCUAAGCUGUCUCACUUAUUUAAGCGCAGGUGUAAUUUGUCAAACAUGCCGUCUCAUAAAUGUUCAUAAAUGGUUUUCACAGGCCAGCUGUUUCGCGCAAGUCCUCCAGAUGUGUGCACGACUGCAGACUGUGUGACUGCAGGUGAGAGGGUUUGUUCUUUUACUCUCCUCUGAUUCAUUAACCCCACUACCGUGCCAAAAACAAAAAAUAAGCCUGACACCUCUCUGAAUCUCUCUUAAAGCCGCCCGACUCUUGCAGAACAUGGACAAGUCAGCCAAACCCUGCGAUAACUUCUACCAGUACGCCUGCGGGGGCUGGCUGGAGAGACAUGUCAUCCCAGAGACGAGCUCCCGCCACAGCGUCUUUGACAUUCUGAGGGACAAACUGGAGAUUGUCCUCAAAGGUCAGCUCGGUGUCAGGUGGUCAGUGGGCGGCAGAGUUCUGUUCGGAACUGUGUGUGGGGGUUUCAUUCAGAGGAGUAAUGAUUGUGUGUAUUUGUUGUUGCAGGUGUUCUUGAGACAGAGGAAGAGCAUGACAGAGAUGCCAUCAAGAAGGCCAAAAUCCUCUACAGGUCCUGCAUGAAUGAUAGUAAGAAAUUUCACUCUUAGUUACACACACUUAACCCUGUUAUUGACUUUGUUUGACUGGUAAGACCUCAGAUCUCCAUAACAUACUUCUGUUGUGGCUCACAGCCUCUCACUUCCUUCUUCUACGCUUAUUUCUGGAAAUUUGUUGUGACUCCCGUCUUUUAAUUCGCCCCUGUUGGAGAGGAGCUGAAGCUGACUAUAGAAUUAACAUGGAGGUUUUUAUCCCACCUGCCUUUGUUCAGUUUGAACGUUAGUCCGUAAAGGGGAGAGUCUUGGUGUCACAGCAUCACUCAUCCUCUACUAAUUAAAUGCAAAAACUCAUUCUUGUGGAAGCGUACUGCAUUCACUUACAAAAAGCACAUUUUUUUCUCCUUUCCAAAGAAUAUGAUUUUAUUUUAUAUUAUUAUUGUCUUUCUGUUUUUCAGACUAUUUUUUUUAUCUUUCUGUUUUUCGUAAUUUUUUCAUGUUUCUGUUUUUUGGAAUUUUUUUUUCGUCUUUCUAGUUUUUUGGAAUAUAUUUUUCAGCUUUCUGGGGUUUUCUUGUAUUGUUUUUCGUCUCUCUGUUUUUCACACUAUAUUUUUUCGUCUUGCUGUUUUUUCAGAUUAUUUUAUUUUUCAUCUUUCUGUUUUUCCUUUUUUUUGUCUUUCUAUUUUUUGGACAAUUUUUUUUACGUCUGUCUGUUUUUUAUAAUUUUUAGUCUUUCUGUUUUUCGUAUUAUUUUAUCUUUUUAUUUUUUGGACUAUUUUUCGUCUUUCUGUUUUUCCAGACUAUUUUUUUCCCCUGAUACUUCAAAAUCCUACAAGAAUCUCGUAAAAUCAGAUAACGUUAACCACCGUGGCUGCUCCAAAUCAGUGGAUUCUCAAGCUCCCAAAUAACUUCGACUACGGGGUCAAUGAGAGUAAGGCAUGUUAUUAGUUAAACAUAAAUUUUGCAAAUCCUGAGGUGCCUGCUCAAAGUAGACAAACUUAUGCCAAUUCUGUCUAUCUGACUUGAAGAAAGGAGUAUCUCCUAGUGUCUGAAACCCCAAAGAAUGCUCCCAAUAAAUCAAGCAGAGGGGGAUAAAAGCAUCCAAUGAAAGUGUUAAAUGAUCAUGAUCCCAGAGAAUAGAAAAAACAAUUAAUCUGAAAACAAACAAACAAAAAAGUAUGAAAAACAGACAAAUCAGUCAAAAAAAAUGAUUACUCUGAAAAACCAGCCAGUCUGAGCCAACAUGACACCAGGAAUCAACACUCUAGAGUAAAAACCAAGUAUACAUUAACACUUGAGUAUACACUUAUUAAAGAGACUUUAUCGUCUUCCUUUAUGAGCUUCGGAGACGUAUUGAACAAGCAGUCAAUCCAGUUUUUGCUCAACUGGCUUUCAACCAGCGAUUUCACGAAACAGUACUUUUCUCAGAUCAUCACAUGUUGAACAUUACAAAAACAAAUGGGACUUGGUUUUCAUUUCAUCCAAAUCAAACAACCCACAAAGCCUGUUUUUCUUCAGGAGCAUUUCUGAAUAUUUCUGUUUUCCUCGGUGGUCAGAGGAAGAAAACCAGAUCUCCACUGCGCAACCAAGAAUCUGAGAUGUUAUGUGUAAUUCGGGGUUAAAUUUCAGUUUUAUUUGUUUAUAUGUCCUUGGUUUUUGGUUUGAACAUCAAGUUUUUCUCUUUGUCUUUUCAAAGUUCUCAUGGUUCUCACUUUCAAAUUUCCAAAUAAUUCCACUUUUAGUUUGUGUAAUCCCACAAUCUUACGCCACACUUAAACAUGACUGCACAAAAAACAAAAUAGUUUGCAGGAUUUUUGUCAUGAUAUUCUGUUUAUUUACUUUUCUUCUCCUGGUUUUAUUUGAGUACAUUUUGUGUAUUGUCCUUAGUGUUUCUGUUCCCUGUUGUUUCUGUUCCCCUGUAGUCCAGUCUUGUGAGUUUUCAGUUUAUGUUUGACCCUGUUUGCCUCCUGUUCUCUGUGUUUUAUUCUUUAGACCAGUUUUCAGUUUUUUCUUGUUUUAUUUUGUAGUAGUUGAUUUCUUGUGUUUCUAGUCUUGUUUUACUUCCCUAGUUUUCCCUCCUUGUGUUUCAUCUACUUCACCCGUUGCUCAUUUCCCAGUGUGUAUAUAAUCUCUGGAUGUGUCCGAAAUGAAUCACUCAAUCCCUAACUCCUAACGCUAGGGUUGCCAAUUCCCUAAAAAAGAAAUAAGGGACACCUCAAUGGCAGGGCCUGAUUGCCUUCACCCUUCCCAUGGUGAAUUUUUCAAACCCUUUUCUGUGUGUGAAAACAAUUUAAGUAGAUGCAUCCCUUUUCAGCUCAAUACAGAAUGUAUACUUUUGUUUCUAAAUACGAGCUGAUUCCAUUUUGUUCUGUUUUUCAAGGGACAGUUGGCAACCCUACCUAACUCCCAUAUGGGGUUUCACUAUAUAGUUGACUAUGUAGUGAGCUCAAUCACCAGAGGUUUCGGACACUACAUGGCGCACUGUCGUGACGUCACUGCUCGGACUGCCCACUGUUGUGGGAAGGAACGGCAAGUGAUUCACGCAACAGGAUGGCCCAGCCAGGCUAGGCAACUAGAGCUCGGGUUCUGUCUCUUCUUGCUCUUGUCAUCUCCAUCUUUGAAUUGCCGCUGGAGACGCAAUGCAUGAUGCGAUGCCCACCACCGCUGAGUGACCAUCGGAUGGUCACUACAUUUUGCAAUGCUCCAUGGGAAAUUUUGAGUCACCUAUAUGGGGCAUUGGAAUUGAUCACUCAGGUUUCGGACACCCCUCAAGAUGGCGCUAACCCCCAUAUAGUCGCCUAUAUAGGGGUUAGGGAUCCAUUUUGGACACAGCUCCUGUCUUCCUAUCUGUCCUUGUUGGUUCAUUGUUUGUUUGUCUGUGUCCCCAGUUGCUCUUUGUGAUUUUGCCCCAGUGAUUUAUUUAUUUUUUCUCUUUAUGUUGCUUUUUUAUUUUGUUCUUUUUAAAUAAAUCCUUUUUUUUUUGUUCUGCAUUUUGGGUCUUUUCCCUUUUUUUCAUCUUUUUACUGCGAACUGUGACAAUUUUAGUUCAAUAAAUAUGAAACUUACAAUAUUUUCCAAUAUUCCUCCAAUAUUUUGAAGAAAAUGGAAUUCACUACUUUUGGAAACUUUCCCUAACUUCAGCUGCAUAAUUGUCAAGGAUAUGAUGAGUUAAAGUUUCAAAUCUUCUCAAACUUUUGGACACUUCUCUCCCAUAUCUGCUUAGAAGUAGAGGUCAAAGGUUCAUUCUUGCGGUUGAAUUGUUUUAAUAACUUUCCUCUCUUCAAGCAGUCAUGGAUGCAUCCACAGAGAGAACGAUAACAGUGUUGUUGUCGUCUUUUGAAGUUGUUGUGUGUUUCACCCACAGGCCUCAUAGAGCAGCGUGACUCUGAGCCCCUCCUGAAACUCAUCGACAGUAUCGGAGACUGGCCUGUGGCAUCAGAAGACUGGAACACCACAACAGGUCGAAGAAACGCCUCUGAACUCUGUUCAUGUUUACAGUUUCUUCUGCACAUGCAACACAUCCACACAAACAGUCCCACUCAAAUACAUGUGCUCACACAGAAGCUCGUGCGUUUAUAUUUGUAGCCAGUGAAAUGCUGAGUACGGGCUUUGUUGGCGGGAUGGAGAGGCUGGCUGAUGCUCUUCAGUCGGGUGGGGAGCUUGGGAGCGUGAUGAGUGGGCAGAGGAGCAGGGCCUCACUCAGGACUGUGCUGGAGGAGGCUUUAAAUAGUCUACUCUGCUCUUCCCAAAGCUCCUGGCUCUUGCCACUUCAAUUAAAUGCAAUCAUGGAGGGUUGCUCGAACCAAAUUGACCGCACACAGCUGCAUCCGCACACACACAGAUUUACACAGAGAGCUAGCUUAAUGGGCGACAGAGGCAGAGAUGGUUUUUGCAGCCUGUCAUAUUGAAAAGCUCUUAACAGCUAAAGUGUGUUUAAAUUGAAGACCGGGUUUUUUUCUCCUGUUGAUGUAGAAGAAGCGUGGAGCCUGGAGGACACACUCGCAACCCUCACCGGUCGUUUCCAUAAGAAGGUUCUGCUGGACAUGUACGUGUGGACGGACGACAGUGACUCUCGGCGUCACAUCAUUUAUGUAAGAUUACCUACUAUUGGAUCAAAAUAACCAAAAGUUUAUUUCACCGACAUUUACAGUUUUUUUUUUUUUUUUUUUAUCCGUGAAAACAAAUCUCAGAAAUAGAAGGGCAACAUUCAUCUAUCCAUUCAUACCUUUGAUCAAUCCUCAUUCGUCUAUAAUACUACUACCAAGCUGAGUGGUUUCUUGCGGAAAUCAAUAAAUUAAUCAAUUUUAUAAACCUUAAAGACUAAAUAAAAAGUCUUAUAUGUUUCAGAGGCCCGAUCAUUAUAGUCUAGUCGCAGUUUCCAGCCAAAAACUCUAACAUGAGUUAAUAAUGUGUACAAGUCUGGGCCUAAUUUUAACCAGGAUGAUUUGGAUUUGGUGCACCCAAUUCUAUAUUCUCCCUCUAUUGACUGUGUAUAUGGAAUAUAUAUACCAAUAUCAGUAUUGGUUAAUAUUGAAGGCUACAAUAUUGGUAUCAUAUCAGAAUAAUAUAUAUAUAAUAAUGAAAUAACAUGUCACUCUGUGCAGCAUUGUGGCCGCAUGUUAUUUUUCCAGUAGUUCUUCUUUGAUUUUAUUAGAAUAAGAAUAAUAAUUAGAAGAACUUAAUUUAUUAACUUUUAACUAUUAUUUAUUAAUUUAGCAAACUUUGGUGACACCAAUCAGUAAAGAAAAGAGACAUUUAUCUAUUAUUUAUUUUUUAUUUGGGUUUGUUGACAAUACUAGAAACUAAAACUUUAAUAAACUUAAAUCAAGUGUUUCAAAGGUUAUGGACACAAAACAACCCUUUUUUAUUGUUCUUAUGUGUUUAGAUUGACCAGCCAGGACUUGGGAUGCCAUCCAGAGACUAUUACUUCAACGAUGGAAAUUACAAAAAGGUCAGUUUAACUAUUUCAAAUGCAACAACAAAAAUAUAUUGCCACGUUAUUUACAGGUGAUCUUAUAGUUCAGAUAAUUUAGAGUAUGGAGGUUUUAUAUAUAUAACUUUCAUUUGAGAUGCAACUGAGGUGAAACUUCCACCAGCAUUUUAAAGUUGCUGCUUAAUCUGAACUUCUUACCACAGAAAGUAAAAAUCAAAUUGAGUCAAUUUCAAGAAAAUCUAAUGUGAAACUCAUGUGGCAAGUUCUCUCAGGGCAUCUUUCUUUUCUCGAGCCCGACAUCUUUAAUUUGAUUUACCUCUAUUGUCCUGACAUAACCUCAAAUUUGUUCCGGAAACAAGUUUUACAGCUUGCGGUUGCAUCACAGGUUCGAGAGGCCUACCUUCAUUUCAUGGUUUCUAUCGCAAAGAUAACCCGAGAGGACAGGAACUUGACUCAGGAUGACGACCGUGUGUGGGAGGAAAUGAUGCAAGUGCUGGAGCUGGAGACAGACAUCGCCAACGUGAGUGCCAGCCACAACAGGAAAUGUGAAGAGGGAUAGAGAAAAUGAAUAUGACAAGAUGAAAAUUGAGCACCUCCUCUUUGCUUCCAUCAAAUAAGAAAACUAGGAAACAUUCAGUCUGAAUACAGGAGAUCAGCCAAGUUGUUGACCUGUCUUUUUUUUGUGCUUGUCAAGAGCAUGACAAAUAAGACUUUGCUGACGAAAUAAGAGCGAAAUGUUAAUAUUUAUAUUAUUAAGUAUCACUUCAUAGAAAAACUUUUCCUUCCUGUUGCUGGAUAGGCCACAUCACCAGCAGAGGAGCGCCAAGAUGUCACCGUCCUCUACAAUAAAAUGACUUUAGCAGAGCUGCAGAGCACUUUCAGCCUCAAUGUAGGUGUGAUUUCACUUUUUUGUCUUGCAUGCAACAUAAACUGGUCACUGAGUUAAUAAGAGACAAACAAACUUCAACCCCAAUUUCCUGAAAAACACUGAUUCAUAUAAGAGAAAAUCUCACACCUUCCUUUGUUUUGCAGGGUUUUAACUGGACACGCUUUCUCCAAGGUGUGCUGUCUGGUGUGUCCAUCGAGGUGCAGCUGGAGGAGGAGGUGGUGGUUUAUAGCUCUCCCUACCUUGAGAAGAUGAAUGAUGUUCUCUCUAGACACAGUGUCAGGUCAGUCCCAGUGUUUUAUAGAAAAACUGCUCCAUGAAAAUCUUAUCAUGAAAGAACCGCUGUCACAAUCUAAAACUAUUUACGUUUGUAGAACUAUGCAGAACUACCUCACCUGGCAGCUCAUCAUUGACCGAGUAAACAGCCUCAGCCGCCGUUUCAAAGAUGCCAGAGCUCGUUACAGGAAGGUAUAGUGAGCAUGAUGACGCACCGUGGGAGCACACGUUUGUACAUGUCUGUUCAAAUGACUAAAUCACAGCGUCCUUCUGUCUGUCUGCAUGUGUUAUCAGACUCUCUAUGGGACCACCGUGGAGGACGCCUGGUGGAGGGAUUGUGUCCGUUACGUUCAGAGCAGCAUGGAGAACGCAGUGGGGGCUCUGUAUGUGAAAGAGACCUUUGCUGGAGAGAGCAAACAAAUGGUGAGUCCUCAACAAGAUCAAGAGCUUUUUCAUUAGCGGGAAAAGCUGCAUAUUUAGAAAUGAUGCAAAUCUUCACAUAAAUACUAAAGUCCAGCAGAAAAUCUACAACAUAUCACAUUUUUAUUUUUGACUCCAGAACCAUCUUUGUAACCCUCUACAUUAUGCACCAAACUUGAUAUGCUUUAAAGGAAUAUUCCAGCGUAAAAUUAAGAUAGGGUCAAACCCACGGUAACACCGAGUUAGACUACCCCUUGUGAGAUGAAUAUUGCCGACCGCUUCCUUCUCUAGUUAUACCAACUUUAGUAACAACCGCACGAUAGCAAUACACAGCGGUCUGAGGAGCCAUAAACAAACCUCAACCAAAAAGCCACUCUAUAGCCACAAAUAAUGCUCAGAACAGCACCUAACUUCAUCAACAGUACAGAUAGGGUCACAGCCACAGCACUAGCCAACAAACAUCUUUUUAGCUUUGACUAAUUUCUUUAGCAAAGAGAUUAAACACAACUCACCUGCUCUCUUUACAGCAGCCGCUUGUUUGUGGCGAGACUUUGACCAGUCCAUUACUGGGUCAUUACUUUGACCCUAAAUUAAUUCUAUGCCGGAAUAUCCCUUUAAAGCAUAUCAAGUUUGGUGCAUAAUGUCAUAAAAAUAAUAAUUUUCUUUAAGUUAAAUCUGUUUUACUGACUUUGAAUCAUGUUGAAACUUGAGUCCCAUAAUGAUGUAAAACUAUGAUUUCACCUUCGACAGGUCAGUAACCUCAUCAGUAAGAUCCAGCAGGCUUAUGUGGAAACACUGGAGGAGUUAAACUGGAUGGAUGCUGCCUCAAAGGAGAAGGCAAGAGAGAAGGUAAAGUAAACGUCCGUAAUCCAAAAUAAAGUGUGUUUGUGCUCUUGAUGUUAAAGUCAUUCUGUGUCUUUUAUAGGCUAUGGCAAUCAAGGAGCACAUCGGCUAUCCAGACCACAUCCUGCAGGAGAGCAACCAGAAGCUUGACCAGGAAUACGCUCAUGUAAGUAACAACCGGUUUAUUUCCAGGCCGUCUACAGAUGGAUGUCCUCGUCACUGAUUCGAGCUGUUUCUAUUUUCAGCUUAAUUUUAGUGAAGAGCACUAUUUUGAGAACAUUCUGGAGAACCUCAGGUCAGAGGCGCAGAAGAGCCUGAAGAAGCUCAGAGAGCCAGUCGACCCUGACCUGUAAGCUUUCCUAUACCUUCAAUUUAAUAAUUUUUUUUUACAAUAAAUAAUUCAGAAGAUGAUACGAAACAGUGUUAGGGCCACAUAAGGAGAAAAAAAGUAAUUACGGGAAGGAGAUUAAAGUCAAAAUUUCGAGAUUAAAAAAAAUAGAAAUUAUGUCAAUAAAGUCGAAAUUUCGAGAUCAAAAAUGGAAAUUUUAAGAUUAAAGUCAAAAUUUACGAAAUGCCAUGAAUAAAAAUAAAACAAUUUGAGAUUACAUUUUUUAAAUUUCUACUUUACUAUUGUAAUUUCGACUUUUUAAUCGAGAAAUUUUGACUUUAAUCUUGAAAUUUCGAGAUCAAAAAUGUAAAUUUCAAGAUUAUAGUCAAAAUUUCAAAAUUACAAAAUGUCAUGAAUAAAAAUAAAAAAAUUUGAGAUUAAAUUUUUUAAUUUCUACUUUAUUACUGUAAUUUUAAAUUUUUUAAUCGAGAAAUUUUGACUUUAAUCUUGAAAUUUCAAGAUCAAAAACUAAAAUUUCAAAAUCAAAGUCGAAAUUUUAAGAUUACGAAAUGUCAUGAAUAAAAAUUAACAAUUUUUUAAUCUAGAAAUUUUGACUUUAAUCUAGAAAUUUCAUUUUUUUAUUUUGACUUUUUUAAAUUUUGACUUAAAUCUCAAAAUUUCAACUUUAAUCUCGAAAUGGAAAUUUAAAAAAUCUCCCCCCGUUAUUAUAUUUUUCUCUUCCUUCGGCCCUAAUUCUCGUCUGUAUCAUUAAGUAUACCGUGUAAAACAAUCAAGCACUCAUUUGAAAUUAAGUAGAUUACACCAUAAUGUACAUAUUUCCCUGUUUGAAAGGUUAGUAACAACUGUAAGUGAAGCCAAAUACUACAGAUGAUCUAAUAUGAAAUCCAUGCACUGGAAAAGAAACUGUUGUUUUUUUUCUAAGUAAAUAGUUUAAAGGGACGUUUUUGUCUUUUUGGUUAAGUCUUUUUUAAUUACAAAUACUCUCCCAUCACUCCUCAGGUGGAUCAUCGGUGCUGCUGUAGUGAAUGCGUUCUACUCACCAAACAGAAACCAAAUAGGUAAGAGCUUUAUGAGAACGAAUGAGGCCACCUAGUGCCUCUGUGGUGUUUUUAAGAGUUUAUUUGUUUUAUUAUUAAACCCUGUAACUCCUUACUUAAAUCCUCUUUCAUGUUGUCAGCACUUUUCUUAUUUUCUCCACUGUUACUUUUUCCCCCUCAGUGUUUCCUGCAGGAAUCCUGCAGCCGCCUUUCUUCAGUAAACAGCAGCAUCAAGCCCUCAACUUUGGAGGGAUAGGGAUGGUUAUCGGCCAUGAGAUCACACAUGGGUUUGAUGAUAACGGUGAGACACGAGUGAUUCAUCGUGGAAAUGUUGUUUAUCCUGGACAAAUAAACACAGUCGAUCAUUUUCAGUCGUUUUAUAACAGUUUCGCUUUCGUUGAAUUUCACUAACAGCUGUAGCAGGUUACAUGCUUUACAUUUAGAUAACAGUACAUGUUUUUUUGUUGUUUUUUUUUGCAGGGCGUAAUUUUGACAAGGAUGGUAACAUGCUAAACUGGUGGAGUAAUUACUCUGCAGAGCAUUUUAAAGAGCAGUCACAGUGCAUGGUGCAACAGUACGGCAACUUCAACUGGAAGCUUGCAGGUGGACAAAAUGUAAGGGACAUAUAUGCAAUUAUACAUUUAUUUUUCUUUACUCUAAUCCCUCAUAGUGUAAACUGUGUAUUAAAUGACUACGUGUGUGUCGAUGUGUCGUGAAUGCAGGUCAGCGGUAUCAGCACCCUGGGGGAGAACAUAGCAGACAAUGGAGGGGUUCGUCAGGCAUAUAAGGUCGGACAGCAACUGCAUAAAUACUAAAUUAUAUGUCAUUCCUUAGACAGACUUUAGACAGCAUUUUUAAAUGUGUGUUUCUGUAUGUUAAAAGGCGUAUUUAAAGUGGGUGGAUAUAAACGGUGAAGAGCCACGUCUACCAGGACUGGAUAUGGAUCACAAGCAACUCUUCUUUCUCAACUUUGCCCAAGUAAGUAGAAAUAACAGGUGAAACUUGAUUUCCAAAUGUUCCAUUAAAGUAAACAGAGGGCAGAUAAUGGUUUCUUUAGUGGAGGGGGAAAAAGAGAGUGUCAGGGGAUGAGAUGCUGAAGCAAUCCUAGGAAAAAAUCAGAGUUCAGCUUCACACAAAGUGGACAAGAUGUGCUGCCAAAGAAAAGAGCAUCCUGGCGAAUUUACAGAAUAAGCAGAAAACUGUGAGCCACAAAUUAAUAGGUUGAAACCCUUGAGUGAAUUUUCAGGAGCUGAUCUCUCAGAGGUGGACAAGUUUAGUUGUUGUCAGCUAGUCAAGUGGUACCUCAGAAAAUAUGUGUUACCAAACUUGCACUGAUAGAAAGCUAUAAUUUUGAGAACUAUUUGAAGCAAAUUGUUGUAAACACAGCCAGUAUAUUUGGGGUUUAAUUAGGGCUGGGCGAUAUGGGAAAAAGUUUAUCGCAAUAUAUAUUUUUCAUAUCAGUCAAUAUCGAUAUAUAUCACAAUAUAAAAAAUGAAAUUGAACAGUGCUUAUUGGUAGCAUGUCUUUUGCAGUACAAUAAUCUACUGCAUCUGUGAGGUUUUUGUGUCUCUUUGACGUUUUGUAAGACGUUGCGCAAGAGAAAGCCGAAUCGUCAGCUGUUUCGGCUGCACAGGCGAUAUGAGCUCCUUGCUCCUCUCAGGGUUUGUAACGUUUUGCAUUGCGUGUUCUCUGCCAUGUGGCACUGCAUCAGGUGGUAAAAAAGAUUUGAGGAAUUCCCUGACUUUACGAGAACAUGUACUCGACAUAAUUUGCGGUGCACAUUACUCUGUUUCAUGUCCGAUCUCGAAAAACUAAAAUACUUCUGUUGAGCCUUCAUCUGCAUUUCUGCGGGGAUAGCACUCAUUUUCUUUUUUUCUCAUUGACGGUGCUGUCGGCUUCACGUGUUAAAGUGAUAUGGUUGCGUGUAGCUGCAGCCUGCUAAUACACAGUUGUUUGCUCCUCGGUUCUAACUCAGCACAUUAUUGGUUCAGCGCGAAGCGGACCCAGAGCAACUCCCCUUUUCAUAGGCUAUUCCUAUAGUCUAUCAAAACAUGGCGGAAUGCCGACUAUCGAAAAGCGUAUUGACCAUGUCUUAUAUUAAUAUUGAGGGAAACUAAUUUUUGAUAUAUAUCGUUAGCAUUUUAUCGCCCAGCCCUAUGUUUAAUAAAGAUUUAGUCUUUUUACACUUUUUUCUCAUUUCUAGGUGUGGUGCGGUGCUUAUCGGCCUGAGUAUGCCAGCCAGUCAAUCAAGACUGACUCACACAGCCCGUUAGAAUACAGGUAUGGAGACAAAGCAUGUCGAGUUUACAUACGGACAUAUACAGAACCCAAUCUGAUAUGUAACAAGUAGGUCACCAGUGCUUCUCUCUUAACUUGACAUUUAAUCGGCUCAUUAACGUGCAGCUCUCCUCUCAUCUUUAGGGUUCUUGGAUCUCUCCAGAAUUUCGAAGCGUUCUCAGAAGCUUAUCAGUGCCAAAGGGGGAGUCGGAUGAACCCUGAGCAGAAGUGUCGCGUCUGGUAG
This is a messenger RNA of Xyrichtys novacula (pearly razorfish), 28757 nucleotides long. NCBI's taxonomy places the organism in Eukaryota, Metazoa, Chordata, Actinopteri, Labriformes, Labridae. The record is from the annotation of a GenBank genome assembly.